GCGGCAUGCACCGCAUCGUGCUGCUAAUGGCGGUGCUCACGAGGGCCAUCGCCCCCUUUGCUAACGUCACAGGUCCACCGGCAACAGAACCGAGUAACCCGCCAGCUUCCACCAUGAUGACGCCGCCACCAACAGUCUUCCGAAACCUCAGGGUCACCAGCAAGCCAAGGAAGAUGAAGCAAGGGAAAGUAGACUCGCCAAUGCUGAACUACAUAUUUGACUCAUAUGCUACAAGCAAUAAGCAUUUUCAUGACAAAUUUCGUCCACCGUCAUUUGAAGAAAAAGCUUCAGAAGAUACGAUAAUAGACGCAGACACUGGUUCAACCGUUAUAUUUGACUGUAAAGUGACUGCACUUAGGGAUAAAACAGUGUCUUGGAUAAGAGUAUCAGAAGAUGAAAACUUGGAACUUCUAACAGUAGAUCUGGAUACGCACACGUCUGAUUUUAGGUACAGGGUAGAUUUAGCUGGUGAAAAUUGGAAGCUGGCUUUAGCAGAUGCAAAGGUCCAGGAUUCUGGUGUUUAUUGCUGUCAUGUGUCAACACAUCCUCCGAUGUUGAGGCGGUACCAGCUAACUGUUCAUCCACCUUCAAUAAAGAUGAGCAAAGAGGCAUUUCUGGAGACUGGAGAGACCCUAUCCCUCAAAUGCGCCAUUCUUCAUCUACAUCCAGGUGAUGCGGUUCCAGAGAUGCACUGGUAUCGAGGCAACAGCACCAUCUCCUUGGAUGAGAUCCGAGGAGGAGUGCUUAUAGAAACUGAUCAAUUGACUUUGACCAGUCAUUUGCAGGUGGCACGUCUGAAGGUGGAAGAUGCAGGCAACUACACCUGCUCCUUGGAAUCACCUGUUCAAAUGAGGGCGACUACAAGAGUCCAUGUGUUACAAGGAUCAAGUCUGGCUGAACUACAGAGUGGUGUAAAAACAACAACAAGCUAUUUGAGUUUGUUACUAACAUCGUUGUUGGUAGCGCUCGGCACACGAUAUGAAGACAUAAGGUGACCUAAUUAGACGAUACAGGGAAAUCGAUUUGAAGGUCUGGAUGGCAAGAAUUGGUCUUUAAAUAUGACGUAUAUUUGUGGUUCUUUGGGUCCUAAUUGCGUCACUUAUCUGUAAAUAUCUCUGGAAGUUAUUCGGUGGACAACUCUUUUAUAUAAUAGAAAGAUUGCUUACAACUGCAUCUAAUAAUGAACAAGGAAAUGUAGUGCGCUGAAACUAACGAGAAAUUGCACUUAAAGGACUUCUUAUCCUUGGCGAUUCUGAACAAAUUCCCUUGUCAGCACCCAUCUUUAGAUAUUAUUGAUUCCUGUUAUUUUUUUAUUUGUCAGAUAUUAUCAGAGACAUCGAUGUUGGAUUCGUGUUAAAAAUUAAACAACCGUAGUCGCGUUUCUCAUGUCAAUAUUUAAUUACUAUGAAAUACUCAGACACGCAAUGCGUCACUGAAAGCUAUCUACUAUACUGAAAAUAUUGUUGCAUUUUAUGACCUAUCUCAAAGGUAGAUUCUAACGCCAGGGUAAAAAGUGACAAACAUUAUAAAAGAGUGUAAUGGCUCUUAAUGCUUCAUACAGGAUGAAUUUUCGUAAUACAGAGUAUCUGCCUCGGGCAAAAAGCUGGCAUUUUUUUCUUUUAUUAUGAAACAGGUUAGGUAGUCUAACGAGAUACGCCGUGGGCCGGCCUGGGACCAAAAGAACGUCCUGCUCCAUUAACGCCCCCGUUCCGGUCGGCAACCGCCUUUUGUCUGAAACACUUUUAAAUAUUCACCGGAGUUCAACAUCGAUCACUAUAUUUUAUAUACCUUUGGUUAUCGUUACGUAACGAUGUU
Molecule: messenger RNA, 1815 nt
Organism: Spodoptera litura
Lineage: Eukaryota; Metazoa; Arthropoda; Insecta; Lepidoptera; Noctuidae
Product: peroxidasin
Biological process (GO): synapse organization
Cellular component (GO): neuron projection membrane
Source: RefSeq, a predicted model, not a curated record